Plenodomus lingam JN3 is the source of this 189-nucleotide messenger RNA. NCBI's taxonomy places the organism in Eukaryota, Fungi, Ascomycota, Dothideomycetes, Pleosporales, Leptosphaeriaceae. The record is from RefSeq and is a predicted model, not a curated record.
AUGUGGAUGAUGCUUGCCACCAUAGCCUUGAGCCGGAACCGCCGCACAGACACACAUCCUGGCAAGCCUGUGGACCGCUGCGCCCCAACGCUUCACACUAACGCGCGACCGUCCGUGGUGGCCGUCCCCUCUUUGCAAAUCUUCCUCGCCGUCAUCGCAUUGCACAGCUUUCGUUAUUACGAACUGUAA